AUGGAUCAAGCCGACCCCGCGACCAUCGAUCCGCUUGCAGCGUUGGAAGCCGAGUAUGCAGCGGUCGUAGCACAGAGCAGUAUACUCUCUACAGAGAUCUCUUCUAUACAUUCAGAUGAUGUAGAAUCCGCUUGCAGCGACAGCGAAGACGCAGAAUUUGUUGCGAUUGAAGGCUUUGAAAAUUACGUUUUGCUGCCUUCUUCGCCUUGUACGAGCGACGCUGAAGCAUUGGAAACGUCUUCAAACGAUGAAGAAGAUAGUGAGAAAGAUGCGGACAAUACAAAAGAAUCUCCAAGUGAGUCAAAAACUGAGGAAAUAUCCUUAGAAUGGAAACAUAAUGGUCGUCUACUGGAGAGCAAACGAGAGGCUAUUAUGAAGAGCAUGCAGCAAGUAAAGAUUCGUCCGCCUCCGUGGGCUCAAGCUGCGAAUUUGACGGACGAGGAGCUGGUGAAUAUGGUAAAGAAACAGCUCGGGAUGAAGUAA
This is a messenger RNA of Peronospora farinosa, 483 nucleotides long. NCBI's taxonomy places the organism in Eukaryota, Oomycota, Peronosporomycetes, Peronosporales, Peronosporaceae. The record is from the annotation of a GenBank genome assembly.